UCGAAAGCAGGCUGAUAACGUCGCCCCGGCGCCUGUGGUGAAAGCUUAGCUCCACUUCCUCUUUCUUUCCGCUUAAAUCUUCCUCUUCUUGACGUAAUGAUGGAGCUGGAAAAAGGUGGAGUCAUCUCUGAGCUGCUUUGGAGGUCUGUUGGUGGCCGGCAGAGAGGGAGAGGAUCCAGAAGAGCUAGAGGGGGCAGAGCAGCUGGAUCUGUCCUCCACUGGGAGCUUUAAGUCGAGGGCUCCGGGUGUCUGAAUCCUCCCUGAACGUCCCACGACUUCCCACCACAUUCCUCCGCUGCAGGAUUUCAGCCAGAAACGUCCCGCCAUCUGAAAACAAGAGCUCCCUGCAAUCUUUACAAGACAGACGCUCGACCUCCUGCGACCUGAUUUCCUGGCUGCCUGGUGCCAUCUCUCAGGAAGGUUACGCCUUAUCAUAGUCAAAGUUAAUUAUUAUUCUGGAGAGCUCAUUCUCCCCUUAUCUCAGGGGGAAGCGGCUGAGUCGAUGGCGUUGUGUCUUGGACAAGUGUUCAGCAAAGACAAAACAUUCAGGCCGAGGAAGAGGUUUGAACCGGGCACCCAGCGCUUUGAGCUCUACAAGAAGGCCCAGGCCUCGCUCAAGUCCGGCCUGGAUCUGAGGAAAGUGGUUCAGCUGCCCGAGGGAGAGAACAUCAACGACUGGAUAGCCGUUCACGUGGUGGAUUUCUUCAACAGGAUCAACUUGAUCUACGGCACGGUGAGCGAGUACUGCUCCGAGCGCACGUGUCCUAUCAUGUCCGGGGGGCUGAGGUACGAAUACAGGUGGCAGGACGGCGACGACUACAAGAAACCCACCAAGCUGCCCGCUCUCAAGUACAUGAACCUGCUCAUGGACUGGAUAGAGUCGCUCAUCAAUAAUGAGGACAUCUUCCCCACCAGAGUAGGUGUACCUUUCCCCAAGAACUUCCAGCAGGUGUGCAAGAAGGUCCUGAGCCGUCUCUUCAGGGUGUUUGUGCACGUUUACAUCCAUCACUUUGACAGCAUCUGCAGCAUGGGCGCAGAGGCCCACAUCAAUACCUGCUACAAGCACUACUACUACUUCAUCUCAGAGUUCAACCUCAUUGAUCACUCUGAACUGGAGCCCCUGAAAGAGAUGACAGAGAAGAUAUGCAAUUAAACAAAACCACAUGGACAAAAAGGAGUUUACAUUUUGACGUUAUCUGAGCCCUGUGAGAAACCGUCGGCUUCAAAACACUCAAAACAAAGAACAAUUCUACAUAAAGUUGUACGAGUGGGUUUUUAAGCAAAACUGGGAAGGUCCACUAACUCACCACACUUCUUCAGAUGGUGUCUCUGCGCCUUCGCAGAGGUUUUUACGUAUGGUGACUGUGGUGCUUGAUGCCAUCAUUAUAGGACUUUGUGUUGGUUUAUAAUUCAUCUCCUGUACUUGUGCCUUUUCUUUCCUCCUGUGCAUGUAUGUGUUUGACCUUUUAUAUACAGUGUUGAGUCUUUUUUUGUUGAAUGAAAGUUUGGAUUUUAUUUGUUUUUAUAGUUUGAAUAUAAAAAUGCAGCCUAAAUAUUCUCAA
Molecule: messenger RNA, 1562 nt
Organism: Sebastes umbrosus (honeycomb rockfish)
Lineage: Eukaryota; Metazoa; Chordata; Actinopteri; Perciformes; Sebastidae
Gene: mob3c
Product: MOB kinase activator 3C
Exons: 5
Coding region: 503-1153 (216 amino acids)
Biological process (GO): signal transduction; positive regulation of protein phosphorylation
Cellular component (GO): cytoplasm; nucleus
Molecular function (GO): protein kinase activator activity
Source: RefSeq, a predicted model, not a curated record